Messenger RNA from Oryza brachyantha (malo sina), 1781 nucleotides. RefSeq lists its product as uncharacterized. The record is from RefSeq and is a predicted model, not a curated record. The transcript is spliced from 2 exons. NCBI's taxonomy places the organism in Eukaryota, Viridiplantae, Streptophyta, Magnoliopsida, Poales, Poaceae. Bases 113 to 1369 code for a protein of 418 amino acids.
CCGGAGAGAGAACCCGACCAGACUUGUCAUCUUCACUUGCAGCUCGCAUCCACAUCGCCGCCCCACCUCCUCCGAGCUCCUCAGAUCUCGCCGCCGGCCGCCGCCCGCAGCUAUGGGCUCCGCCCACUCCUCCCACUCCUCGGUGUCCACGGCCGCCGACCUCGACGACGAGGAGGAGGACGAGCCCUCGGCCGUAUCCGCCGGGGCGCCCGUGGCCCCGCCUCCCCCCGCGCCCGCGCCGGCUCCCCCGGCGUCGGCGUCGGACUCCAAGGUGCUCGAGCAGGAGCCCGAGGUGCUCCCCUGCCGCGCCGCCGACUCGCCGCUCUCGCCGCAGCCCUCCGCCGCGGGCACCCCGCGCCUGCUCGGCGGGCCCACCAUCAAGGUCUGGGACCCUUGCCACGUGCUCCUCCCCCCGCCGUCGCCGCAGCACCACCACCACCACCACCAUCCGUCUCACGGGCGGGCCGAGAGCCCGGCGCUGGAGGUGGUCGUCGUCAGCCACGGGGAGUGCGCCGCCGCGAUGCGCCCCGACCUCGUCGGCGGGCGGUGGCCGGCCGCGGCCCUCACGGCGCGCGGGGAGAGGCAGGCGCGCGCGCUGGCCGUGUUCCUGCGCUCCCGCGGCGCGCGGCUGGCCGCCGCGUACGCGUCGCCGCUGGACCGCGCCCGCACCACGGCCGCGCUCGUCUGUCGGGAACUUGAAUUUCCAGAGGAGCAGAUUCAAGUAUCAGAUGCUCUGACUGAAAUGAGUCAAGGUCAGUGGGAAGGCUGCCCGAAGUCAGAAAUAUAUACUCCAGAGAUGGUCAACCUGAUGGACAGCACUCAGCCAGAUUUCUCAGCACCUGCUGGUGAAUCUCUUAGGCAAGUGCAGUUUCGGAUGAUGGAAUUCCUCAACCAGACAAUCGUACGGUUACCAGAAAAGGUGGCAAUGGGGGAUACACUAUCACAACAAAAUGAUACAAAGGGGUUAUCUCGACAAAGUUCCACCAAUUCUGUUCAAGAUGGCCCCCCUUGGGAUUUGCUUUACAGGCUCAAUCGCCAUGGCCUCCAAAGGAAAAAAUCUGGGAAAAGCCGUCUUCAGUUUGUCACUUCAGGCGACAAUGAGACUGAGGACGAGUUCUCACCGAAAGAAAUAAAUCAAAGGCAUACCCUUCAUGAAGCAAAUCUAGCCCAGCCCUCAGUAACCUCCAUUGCAAUCUUCAGUCAUGCAGCUCCCAUUCGAUGCCUCGUUGCUGGCGUGCUGGAUUGCAAUCCUAUGAUAUCCCAGAGAAUUUGCAUUGAAGAUUCCUCCAUUACAGUUCUUGAGCAUUCACUAAAAACUGGAUGGCAGAUAAAGAGGCUGAAUGAUAGUGCUCAUCUCAGACUUCUCUAGCAGCAAGCUGCUGUGCUAUGCUGUUCGGGAGGAAUGCAGGUCAUCCCUUUGCGCAUUGUACAGAUCAUGUUCAUGUUCCUCAAAUCAUAUGCCAACCAUUUACACCUGCGCGGCCGUCGAAAGUGGGAAUCUUCUGGUUGUAUUUCAUUUGUAUUUAUUGGCAUAUCUAAAUGCCAGGAAGCUCUGGCCUGUGAUUGUGUUGUAUUGUAUUUGUUAUUAUUCAUUUUUCUUGAGCUAUAUUAUUUGGUCAAGUGUAAUUUCCAUGUAAGGGGGAUACAGUUUUUGAUGUAUUCUUUUUUCUGAUCAUUCUGCAUUGUGAUAUCUGUGGUCCUUCGAUCUGUGAAUCUGUGAUCGAUUAGAUUUAUCAGAAAUUCUUGGGGGUAUUUAUCUACAAUGGCUUAAGCAGGGAUAG